Molecule: messenger RNA, 4643 nt
Organism: Zalophus californianus (California sea lion)
Lineage: Eukaryota; Metazoa; Chordata; Mammalia; Carnivora; Otariidae
Gene: JAK3
Product: Janus kinase 3
Exons: 24
Coding region: 85-3420 (1111 amino acids)
Biological process (GO): peptidyl-tyrosine phosphorylation; cell surface receptor signaling pathway via JAK-STAT; hemopoiesis
Cellular component (GO): cytosol; cytoskeleton; membrane
Molecular function (GO): cytokine receptor binding; non-membrane spanning protein tyrosine kinase activity; ATP binding
Source: RefSeq, a predicted model, not a curated record
GACUGGGACUUUCCUCCGGCUGCCGCCCGGCUCUGCCCUCCUGUCCUUAACCCAGGCUUCCCAGCUGCCAGACAGGCUAUACCUAUGGCACCUCCAAGCGAGGAGACACCCCUGAUUCCUCAGCGUUCCUGCAGCCUCUCGUCUUCAGAAGCUGGUGCCCUGCACGUGCUGCUGCCCCCUCGGGGCCCUGGACCCCCACAGCGCCUAUCUUUCUCCUUUGGGGAUCAUUCAGCUGAAGAGCUGUGUGUUUGGGCUGCUAAGGCCAGUGGCAUCCUGCCUGUGUACCACUCCCUCUUUGCUCUGGCCACGGAGGAUCUGUCCUGCUGGUUCCCCCCAAGCCACGUCUUCUCCGUGGAGGACUCGGGCACCCAAGUCCUGGUCUACAGGCUCCGGCUUCUCCCCUUCCCCAACAGCUUUUACUUCCCCAACUGGUUUGGGCUAGAGAAGUGCCACCGCUUUGGGCUACGAAAGGACUUGGCCAGCGCCAUCCUUGACCUACCAGUCCUGGAGCACCUCUUCGCCCAGCACCGGAAUGACCUGGUGAGUGGCCACCUCCCCGUGGGCCUCAGUCUCAAGGAGCAGGGUGAAUGUCUCAGCCUGGCGGUGCUGGACCUGGCCCGGAUGGCUCACGAGCAGGCUCAGCAGCCUGAGGAACUGCUGAAAACUGUCAGCUACAAGGUCUGCCUGCCCCCCGACCUGCGCGACCUGAUCCAGGGCCUGAGCUUCGUGACGCGGAAGCGCAUCCGCAGGACUGUGCGCAGGGCCCUGCGCCGCGUGACCGCCUGCCAGGCUGACAGGCACUCGCUCAUGGCCAAGUACAUCAUGGACCUGGAGAGGCUCGACCCGGCCAGGGCGGUCGAGACCUUCCUCGUGAGCCUCCCCGGGGCUGCUGGUGGUCUGGAUGCGCAGGGGCUGCUCCGAGUGGCUGGUGACACCGGCAUUGCCUGGAGUCCAGGAGGACAAGAGGCCCUCCAGCCCUUCUGCGACUUUCCAGAAAUUGUGGACAUCAGCAUCAAGCAGGCUCCGCGUGUUGGCCCGGCCGGGGAGCACCGCCUGGUCACCGUCACGAGGACAGACAACCAGAUCCUGGAGGCCGAGUUCCCGGGGCUGCCCGCCGCGUUGUCCUUCGUGGCGCUCGUCGACGGCUACUUCAGGCUGACCUCCGACUCCAGGCACUUCUUUUGCAAGGAGGUUGCGCCGCCGCGGCUGCUGGAGGAGGUGGCCGAGCAGUGCCACGGCCCCAUCACCCUGGAUUUUGCCAUCAACAAGCUCAAGACUGGGGGCUCACUUCCCGGCUCCUACGUUCUCCGCCGCAGUCCCCAGGAUUUUGAUUGCUUCCUCCUCACUGUCUGUGUCCAGACCCCCCUGGGUCCUGAUUAUAAGGGCUGCCUCAUCCGGUGUGACCCCACGGGAACCUUCUCCCUGGCUGGCCUUGGCCGUCCCCAUAGCAGUCUCCGAGAGCUCUUGGCAGCCUGCUGGGAUGGCGGGCUGCAUGUGGACGGGGUUGCGCUGAACCUCACCUUCUGCUGCACCCCCAAACCCAAAGAAAAGUCCAACCUGAUUGUGGUGCGGAGGGGUUGCAGCACACCCACUUCAUCCCCUGUUCAGCCCCAAUCCCAAUACCAGCUGAAUCAGAUGACGUUUCACAAGAUCCCUGCUGACAGCCUGGAGUGGCAUGAGAACCUGGGUCACGGGUCCUUCACCAAGAUAUACCGAGGUUGUCGCCACGAGGUCGUGGAGGGGGAGGCCCGGGAGACGGAGGUGCUGCUCAAAGUGAUGGAUGCCAAACAUAAAAACUGCAUGGAGUCAUUUCUGGAAGCAGCGAGUUUGAUGAGCCAAGUGUCAUACCAGCAUCUCGUGUUGCUCCAUGGCGUGUGCAUGGCCGGAGACAGUAUCAUGGUACAGGAAUUUGUACACCUGGGAGCGCUGGACACCUACCUGCGCAAGUCUGGCCACCUGGUGCCAGCCAGCUGGAAGCUGCAGGUGAUCAAACAGCUGGCCUAUGCCCUCAACUAUCUGGAAGACAAAGGCCUCCCCCAUGGCAAUGUCUCAGCCCGGAAGGUGCUCCUGGCUCGCGAAGGGGCUGAUGGGAACCUGCCCUUCAUCAAGCUGAGUGAUCCUGGUGUCAGCCCCUCUGUGCUAAGCCGGGAGAUGCUCACUGACAGGAUCCCCUGGGUGGCCCCCGAGUGUCUCCAGGAGGCCCGGACACUCGGCUUGGAAGCUGACAAGUGGGGUUUUGGUGCCACAGUCUGGGAGGUGUUCAGUGGGAUCCCGAUGCCCAUCAGCACCCUGGAUCCCGCCAAGAAGCUCCAGUUUUACGAGGAGCGGCAGCAGCUGCCUGCCCCCAAGUGGAUGGAGCUGGCCAUACUGAUCCAGCAGUGCAUGGCCUAUGAGCCAGGCCAGAGACCCUCCUUCCGUGCCAUCAUCCGUGACCUGAACAGCCUCAUCACUUCAGAUUAUGAGCUCCUCUCAGACCCCACGCCCGGUGCCUUGGCGCCCCGUGAUGGGCUGUGGAAUGGCGCCCAGCUCUACGCCUACCAGGACCCUACCAUUUUUGAGGAGAGACACCUGAAGUACAUCUCACAGCUGGGCAAGGGCAACUUCGGCAGCGUGGAACUGUGCCGUUAUGACCCUCUGGGUGACAACACGGGCGCCCUAGUGGCAGUGAAGCAGCUGCAGCACAGCGGGCCAGACCAGCAGAGGGACUUCCGGAGGGAGAUCCAGAUCCUCAAAGCCCUCCACAGCGACUUCAUUGUCAAGUACCGUGGUGUCAGCUAUGGCCCAGGCCGCCAGAGCCUGCGGCUGGUGAUGGAGUACCUGCCCAGCGGCUGCCUGCGCGACUUCCUACAGCGGCACCGCGCGCGCCUCGACGCCAGCCGCCUGCUCCUCUACGCCUCGCAGAUCUGCAAGGGCAUGGAGUACCUGGGCUCCCGCCGCUGCGUGCACCGCGACCUGGCUGCGCGUAACAUCCUGGUGGAGAGCGAGACGCACGUCAAGAUCGCCGACUUUGGCCUCGCCAAGCUGCUGCCGCUCGACAAAGACUACUACGUGGUCCGCGAGCCCGGCCAGAGCCCCAUCUUCUGGUACGCCCCGGAGUCCCUCUCUGACAACAUCUUCUCGCGCCAGUCCGACGUCUGGAGCUUCGGGGUCGUCCUGUACGAGCUUUUCACCUACGGCAACAAGAGUUGCAGCCCCUCAGCCGAGUUCCUGCGGAUGAUGGCAUGUGAUGGAGAUGUCCCGGCCCUGUGCUGCCUCCUGGAGCUGCUGGCUGAGGGCCAGAGGCUGCCCGCGCCUCCUGCCUGCCCUGGUGAGGUUCAUGAGCUCAUGAAGCUGUGCUGGGCCCCUAGCCCGCAAGACCGGCCAACAUUCAGUGCCCUGGGCCCCCAGCUGGAUGCACUAUGGAGUGCAAGCCAGGGCUAGCAGAGAGUGUGAAACUCACGCCUUCCCUGCUUGUCUGGAGGGAGAAACGCAUUCACUUCAUUUUUAUAUCUCCUGCACACCUACCUCUGGGUUCUGGUCUUUGUGAACUGGCUGUGUGAGCUUGGGCAGGAGGUUGCCCCUCUCUGGGCUUCCUGCUUCACAGAGACCCCCCAGAGGGCAAAUGACAUUGCAUUUGGGGGGCAUCCCUGGCUUGUGGGGCAACAGAAGUUUUGUGGCCUCAGGAACUUGUAAAGAUUCAAGAUGAAUGCCUUGGUGGGGCCUGCUGUGCCUUGACCCCAGAAUCUAGGAGCCAAACUUAAGCCCCUCCCAUCUUCCUAUCCUCUCAGGGUUUGGCCCUGAGCUUCCUGUCUCAGUGAAGAUCUUGCAGAUCUUUAAAUACAUGAUCUCAGGCCAACAUCCCUCUUUUGCUGGAGGAAGCCACAGACAAAAGCAGCUGCCCUGGUUGGAAAUUCACUUUCUGGGGGGGAGCCUGCGUGACUUUUUGGGCUCAUGUGAGGGGCCAGGAGAGGCUGGGGUCCCAGUCCACCCUAAUUGUACCAGAGCAUCCUGGGCCUUCCAUUUGCCAACUUGAAUACUGGGACCCUUUCUAUCCCGACCGGAGGGUCACUCAGUUGAUGACGCUGGAGACUUACAGGAGCUUUUCAGUAGCUGAGGGAAGGAAAGGCAUUCUUGGCAGAGGGAACAGCAUGAUGAGAGUGAAGAGGUUCAGAGUACAGAGGUUAAGAGCCCAGCUGUUGGAGCCCACGGUUCUGCCACUUAAUCACCGAAUGAUGGUGGGCAACUUGCCUCCCCUACUGGGUCUCAGUUCCAUCCCCUGUAUAAUGGGCAGAUAAAUGGUGCUGGCUUCUUGCUGUACACAGGCAGCUUCUGGAGGCUUGUGAGAAAGCAUCUGGUGCAGGUUAAGCCAGCCCCUCCCUCCCAACCCCCCCCCCCCCGCCCACUCCUCACCUGCCUGCAGUCUUUUCUACCACUUCUGCCCCCUGGAAAACUCUUAUUUAUCUCUCGAAACCCCAGCUGUCACCUCCCUGCAGCCUUCCCUGGCAUGUUCCUGCCACUCCUCACCUGCCAUGUACUUACCUCUGACCCCAGGAGUGGGGUCUCUGUCCAGAUCCCUCUCCUCUGACCUGGAGGCUCCCUGGGGGCUGGGAUGGGUAGGUACAAAGGGGACUUUGGGAGCAUUUGUUUAAUGAAUAAAGUUGGGU